AUGGGGACAUGCUUGCUUGCAUGGAGCUUGCCCAGCUGCUGUUUGUUUGAACUUUUCCAACUCCUCAGCGUACAUGACCAAUCUCUACCCAGAGAAGACUCAGAGAGCCCCGAUAGCAUCGCAGCGCCAGGUCUCCUGUCGUUCUGCAUAUUCGGCAGAAUGGCUCAACAACCUUCCAAGUUUGUGUCCAAGGGUCAGGCUUACAGUUCGUUCCAGACUAUCGCUAGAGAAGGCUAUCGGAUUGAUGCAAAUAUUGCUCAAUACCACAAACUCACACAAGAUAUCAAGGCUAAGGGCAACCUGCAAACACCUGCCGGGUUGACUCUUCAAGACUCAGAACGUGAACUCCAAGCAGCACGCAAUACCCAAUCGUACCUCGCCGGAGAAGCUGUUCGCAUUUCAGACCAGAAUCAUGCCUUGGACAUUCUCAACAACAACCUGGUCGAAUGGCUCAAGACUGCCACGUACGAUCAAAACUACAAUCGCACCACUGUGGCAACCAACUACGUCUCCCAACUCGUCGAAACCUUUGCUUCGUUUAUCAAAGCCGACAUGAAGAACAAGCACAAGGCUAUUUCUCGUGACGAUAUCGGCAAGCUUGUCAAAGCCCUCGGCGUCGCACAGGUACAAGCUCUCCCAACCUCCAUCACACCGCAAGAUGACACCGAAGCGCUCGUUCUUCAAGGAGUCAGUGGCGAGUUUGCCUCUCACAACCAAUUCACCAUCAAAGAGGUCUUGAGUGUGGCCACCGAGUGGAUGUCGGAAGCAGCAAAAUGCGGCGACAAGGUUCAGACCUUGCUGAAGCGGAAUGCCGAGAAAAAGGAGGAACUGCGAAUCUUGGUUCGGAACAAGUCUGAGUUGGAUGAGGAAGUGCAGAGGUUGGGGGCUGCGGCUGCUCAGAAGGACACCACCAUAACGGAGUUGAAGGCUGCCGCUGAAGAGUACCGCCUUGCUCUUCAAGAGGCCCAUGACCAGCAUGAGGAGGUCGAGGCUGUCCUUCAGCGAGAGCUCCAAGAGGCAGUUGCAGCAGCCGAUAAAGUCAAGAAGGAUUACGAUUGGCAUAUCAAGAAUGUUGGCACCACGGAUAGUCGGGAUGCAGCUCUCGUGUCCGAGUUCCGAAAGGCGAUCAGAUCUGCUCGCGUCACACCUCCACUGGAGGUCACGACGCCUCUUGCCUAUCUCACUCACUUCCUUGACGAGUUGGUCGAGUCGCGUGAGUCGUCAGAGAUGUACGAGGCUAUGAAGGAAGAACACGCCGAGUGCGAAGUCAACGCACAGCGCAUGCAAGACGACAAUGACGACUUUCAGGAGAGACUCGACAAAAUGACCGACAUCGCAACCGACGCCCAGAAGCAGAACUCGCGUCACACAAAGUCCCUCUCGCGACACCAAAAGGUCAUGUCGGAGCAAACUUUAGAACUGAUCGAGUAUGACAACAAGGCUAAAUCGGAUAGCGAGAAGAUUGCUGGUCUUGAGAGCGAAAAUUCUUCCAUCAACGCUCGACUGCAAGACAAACUCACAAAGAUUCAAAACCUGAACGGCAUUGUCACAUCGUACAAAUCAGUCUCCUACGAGUUCAGAAUUCUUGCAACCGUGCUUGGUCUCGACGUCAGUCCUAAGCCUGCUCAAAUCACGGCAGCGGUGACAAAGUUACUGUCCAAGGUCCAGCAGCAACAAUCAACGACUAGCGAGACUCUCAAGGAGAGGGCUCUUGCCGCAGAAGCAGAAUUGAGAGUCUACAAGGAGCUUGACCAUCCCGCUCGAAUCGCGACUUUGGAAGAGCAGCUAGAGGCACUCGCCAAGAAAGAGAAAGUUUGUUCCAACGAGCUCACAACCACAAAGCGUGAUCUCAAGGUUUCUCGAGCGUCCGGUACAGCCCAAGCUUCCAAAAUCGAUGAGCUUUCGCAAUUGAAGUCACAAGAUGCAGUCAAGAUCGCCACACUGGAGGCAUCAAUCGAGCAUUGCAAGCUUGACAACGCUAGACUGAACAAACAACACGACAAGCUAGAGAACAAACUUGACAGUGCUCAACGAGAGAACGAAGCGCUUUCGCAAACCGCCUCGAAUCUCCGCGAAAGACAAGUCAAUGUUGUCGCCGAUGUUCAAGCCAAACUCGACAAGGCCUUGGAAACUUCCCGGCAGCUCGAACGAGACCUGAAUGCAUCUGAAGAGAAAGCCAGGACUUUCUGCUCGCACUACGACGGUUUCAAGGUUUCAGUCAUGGGUGCAAUCAACUACACUGAUGAGGAUAAGUCUCCACAGCAGAUCUUUGCUGCAUUGCAGGAUCUUGCCAAGCGACUUGGUGCUGUAAGGACAGCUCUCAAGACCGACCACAACGUCGACAUUGCUGAUCACAUCACACGCAAUCUCCACACCAAAGAGAGCGUCAACGAGGAGGUUCGUCAGGCCCUGAAGCCGCUGAGGGAGCAUCUCUACAUUUCAGAACAGGAGGACCUUUCAGAAGCAAUCCAGUCUCUAGUCAAGGAGAAGAGCGACGCUCUGGUGCUUCUCGAGGAGAUUGACCUCCCAGACGACUUGAGCGACACCCAAAGCGAGGUCACAGCCAAGAUCAAUAUCAUCUCUGAUGCAGUCAAGAAGUUACAAAAUGCAAUCGGCACGUACGACACAACCUCGGCAUAUGUGGACGAAGUCGAGAGGUUGAAGCGGUCAGACCAACUCGCAAAGGCUAUGGAAAAUGCUCUCGAGGGAGUUGCAACCAACGCCUGUGUCGACAAGAUUAAUGAGCUGAAGACCAAGCACACCGCCCUUCAGACUAUUUACGACGCCCUCAAUGUGACAACGCCUCUUACGGCCUCAAGUCUCAUCAACAGUCUCAAGGCCGAUGGCGACAACAUGUCAGCUGUUCGCAGUACGCUCGAAGUGACGACCAAUGAUCAAGCAUUACAAGUCAUCACCAAGCACAAGAAUGAUAGCGCUGAGCUUCAAAAGAUCUGUGUCCAGCUUCUCGUUGCUACUGAUCAAGCCGUCUCUACCGUGACUGGAAAACUUUGGCCUGGAUUCCAAGAGCUUGAACUCAUCUACAAGGCUCUCGAUCAUUCAGCGGACGGCACAGCUCCAGCUCUUGUUGAAGAUCUCCAAAAGGUCAAGACUGAGCAUACUCAAAUCAUCAAUGAGCUCGGGUCGUCCUUCCAAGGUACGGCCAUCGCAUCCAUCAAGGCUCUCAACACUGUGAAGAGAGAGCAUGAACGCAUCUACAAGGCUCUCGGCUUGGCUCAGGGACGCAAUGCUGUCGAGUUUAUCGGUACCCUCACAGAAAUCAAGACCGAGCACGACAGAAUUUAUGCUGCUCUCGGUGCUUCUGGACAGGGCAAGGCUGUUCGGCUCAUCAAUGACCUCAACAAGAUCAAGACCGAACACGGCACGAUUUUUGCCACUCUCGGUGCUUCUGAAAAGGACAAGGCUAUUGAGCUUAUUGUUGACUCCAAGAAGACCAAGACCGAACACGACCUUAUUUGUAGCGAACUCGAUACUUCUGGACAAGGCAAGGCUCUUGACGCAAUCAAGUCUCUCAAGACGUCCAAGACCGAGUCGACUCAACUGUACCAGGAGAUCAAGGGCCAAAAGCAGCGGAUUUGCAACGCUCUCGAAUUGCCCGAGGACAGCGAUGCCACCGAUGCUGUCAAGUCACUCAAGGAUGUCAAGACCGAGUACCAGCAAAUUUACAAGGCUCUCGGCGCAGCCGAAGGCAAGGCUCUCAAGUCUAUCGACGCUCUCCAGCAAAUUGAGACCAAAUAUGACCAGAUUUAUCACACACUCAACAAGCCCAUAACAUCCAGGAGUGCCGUAACCGCCAUUCUUGUUCUUCGGGAUGUCGAGGAUGCAUACGACAACCUUCGAAAGUUGAUCAGUGACAACGACAAGAGCUCUUCGACCGAGGCUGUCAUAGGCCUACGAGCUGUGUCUGCCGACUAUUCUAGUCUCACGUCCCGUCUGUCUGCCGACAACAACGAUGGUUGCAUUGCUGAGAUCGAUCAACUCAAAAACACCAAGGAGGCCUUUGACGCGCUCGCUCAGCUCUUGCCUGGUCGGGACAGUCAGGAUAACCAGUCUCGUAUCCAGGAAAUCACAAGGCUUCAAGAGUCUGACGAGGCUUUUGCAUCACUUAUCAAUGCCCUUCCCCCCCACGUUGGCGCCAAGCAUGUCGAGGAGGCCGAGAGGCUCCGGCAGAAUGACACGGCCUUCAAGGCGCUCGCUGAACUCUUGCCUGGUCAGAAUAGUCGGGAUAACCAGCUUCGUAUUGAUGCAAUCAAACAGCUUCAGCAGCGCAGCAUGGCUUUCGACUCGCUGGUUUCCGCUCUGCCUGUCCACGAGACGGACAAUCACAUCGGUGAGAUUGAGAGACUGAAGAGCAUCGAGGAGAAGAUUGUCCAAGACUCGCCCAUCAACAAUCAAGAUCCCAUCACCGAAGUCGAGCGUCUCAAGACAGCAGACGACACUCUUGGAAGAAUCAGAACAAUCCUUACUUUGGCACCUGGUGAAAACCCUAUCACCAAGAUCAACACUCACAACCUCGCAAGUGCCACCUUGGAUGCAGUCAAAGCCAAACUGGGGCCGCUCCAACGUCCUGUCCAAGACGAAGUCGAAGGAAUCAAGGUGCAAGCCGCCACUGCCGGAGCAGAUCUCGACAAGGUUGACCAAGCUCUUGGACUGGGCGAUGGGCGCGGACGUGUUCAGGUCAUUGGUGAGCUUCGCAGCGGUCUUGAGGGCGCCAAACUCGAUCGAGACAAAUACAAGAAAGAGCGCGACGAAGCCCAGAAAGAGCUGCUUGCAAUUGGCAAUGCAAUGGGGCCUGCAUCCAAGGCGUCCACAUUGGCUGGCGUGGUCACGAGUUGGAAGACCGAACUAGGCAAUAUCACCGCAGAGCUGGAGCCUAUCAGUAGACGCACCAGAGUUCAAGCCAUCCAAGACAUCAAGACCGAGCUUGCUCAGACCAAGAUCGAUCGUGAUACACACCAGAAUAACGACAGACAGGCACAGGCUGCCAUCACCGCGGUAAACCAAGAACUGGAUCCUCUGGAUGACCGCACACCUGUCCAGGCCAUUCAAGACAUCAAGGUCGAGCUUGCUCAGCUCAAGAAGGAGCGCGCUACCUCCGAUCAGGACCGCCAAAAGCUCGAAUCGGAUCUUUAUAGAGCUCGCCGCGGUUCUGAAAACUACCGUCGGCUGUACAAAGAGAUGUCCAAUAUUAAGCAAGGGCUGGGUAUGGGUGAUCGCACGCUUUCAGAGGCAGUCCGCGACCUCUCAAACCGUCUCACUGCAGCCGAGAGCGCACGGGAUACACAACUGGAGAAUUUCGACAAUGCCCAGGCCCACAUUGCCGAUAUCGAAAAGAAACUGGAUCUGACAGGUGGUCGCACGGUUCUUGGAGCCAUUGACGACCUCAAACAAGCUCUUUCCCAGGCAACCACCUCUCAAGACAAGCUCCAAGAUGAAAUUGAUGUUAUCCUUGACCAGAUCAACCAACCUGGUCUUUCUCUUGGACAAGCUGUGCAACAUCUACAGGACAGGAUCCGUGCCUUCAUUGAUGAAAUGGACGGGAUAGACGAAGAACUCAAAAAGGCUCUUGGAUUGGAUGAACGUGUCACACCGGAGCUCCUGACGGCUGUUGGACACUUGGCUUUGCCUGAUGUCUCGCUCGUGAGCCUCAAUCUGCUUGAGCGUUUGAUCACUCUUCGUUCAUGGGCGGAUGGUAACAAUGCCCUUCCAUACAUCGUGACUGGAUGGCAACUUGUCACGAGCGUAACGACGCGUUGGCGCUCUUGCACUCAGGUCAUCACCGUCUUGAGAUUUCUACUGCUUUCCGACACCGAGGCGUCGAUGCAGUUGGUUCAGGUGCUCUUUUCAUCCCCUGUGCAAUGCUCUAUAAAGGAUUUGACCAGGCUUGUUGAUUUGUUGGAAGUUCAUUCUUCGAGUGGACCAUCGCUUGUUGACGAGGUCCACGCCUUCGUCACUGCACGCAUGCUCGAAUUCAUCAUCCGUGAGUUGCCCAGGCUUGAUCAUGCAGAGCCUCAAGUCUCGAGAUUGAUCGAGUCUUGGACAAGAAUCUACCAGACCGCACCUCUUACCAUGCCUCGUAUUUUUGAGGAGUUGCAAGAGAGUGCGGCUGUCCAGACUAUGCAGGAAGCUACCUCGUUGCGAGUCUUCUACUGCAAUGUUCUCCCAGGCUACCAUCUCGUGGUUGACGGUCAUGCCCUGGAGCUGUUCGAGGAGGAGGAUCUCGAGGUAGAUCUGAUUCUAUGUCGUAUCAGCUUCCCGGAGGAGUCUAUUCCGGCAUUCACCACCAACCUGGAGUUGGAAAGGGUGAACCCUAUGAUUCGUCUCCACAUGAGAAGCUUGUGGCUCAGAGGUACCGUGUAG
Messenger RNA from Aureobasidium namibiae CBS 147.97, 6378 nucleotides. RefSeq lists its product as uncharacterized. Bases 1 to 6378 code for a protein of 2125 amino acids. Lineage: Eukaryota; Fungi; Ascomycota; Dothideomycetes; Dothideales; Saccotheciaceae. The record is from RefSeq and is a predicted model, not a curated record. The transcript is spliced from 4 exons.